AUGCUCCCCGACGAGACCGUCCCCGACGCCCUCCUCUCCAGCAUCAAUUCGCAGUACCCGUGCCGCGUGCCACAGCUGCAGCGACUGUCAGCACUUAUCGGUGAUGAAGACGACCCGAGCCCACCGUCAAUAAUCGUGCACGGCCUCGAGGCGACGGGCAAGUCGCUGAUCGUGCGGGCGUUCCUGGAGGCCGCGGAGUGCAGGUUCGCAUGGGUGCCGUGCAACGAGUGUGUUACGGCGCGGCACCUGACGCAGCGCAUUGCGGCGGCGGUGGGGGGUGGGGAGGAGAUGGGAAGGUGUGAUGGGGUGGGCGCGCUAGCGGUUAUGUUGGCGGCAGUGUUGGGUGGCGGCGGCGGCGGCGGCGGUGGUGAUGGUGGUGGUGGUAGUGGAGGGGGGAAGUAUUUUUUGGUUCUGGAUAGGAUUGAUCAGCAGCGGGAAUUGACACCGACGUUGCUGGCGGGGUUGGGGAGGUUGGGGGAGAUUAUCCCGAACUUGACCGUUAUAUUCAUCGUCUCCGUCUCCAAAGCCCGCCUCCUCAGCUCCGCAGAGGUCCCGCAUAUCCACUUCACGCCAUACACAAAAGACGAGAGCAUCAAAGUCCUCUCCAAGUACGUCCGGCGCAUCACCAAGCUCCCCUCCCCCAACCCCCCCCCUACCACCACCGGCACCACUACCAGCAGCGGCGAAGCCUCAGCCCCAGCCGAGCCAGAAACCGAAGACGAAUCCUCAGAGGACGAAUACACGCCCGAGACCGCCGCCGAGGAGCUCUACGUGUGGGAGAAGUUCUGCGGCACCGUCUGGGACUCGCUGGCGAAGGGCGCGGCGCGCGACAUUGUGCAGUUCCGCGCUGCGGUGGAGUCCAUGUGGGACCAGUUUGUGCAGCCCAUUGCGCGCGGCCAGUAUGGGACGCGCAACUUCUCGCAGCUAUAUCUGCUACAGAAGGAGAUGUUUCGGCGCGAGGCGAGUAUUGUGGCUUCGGUGGUGCCCGUGGCGGAGACGAUGGCGACGACGAGGGCGGCGGUGGUGGCGGGGAAGAAUGUGCAUGAUCUCCCGUACUACUCCAAAUACCUCCUCUGCGCCGCAUAUCUCGCAUCCUACAACCCUUCACGGCAGGACGUGGCCUUCUUCACCAAGACCGGCGACUUCAAGAAGAAGCGCCGCGGCGGGGGUGGCGGUGGUAAAGGCCGGCCCGCAAAGACUAGAAAGAUUCACCGAAGACUACUCGGCCCACAAGCAUGGCCGCUAGAACGCAUGUUGGCCAUCUUCUAUGCCAUCCUGCCACAUCCUAUCAAUUCGUCUGUGGAUCUACAGACGCAGAUCGCAACACUAACCUCCCUCCGCCUACUCACCAAAGCAUCCGUCACAGACGCGCUCGAGGCAUCGACAAAGUGGCGUGUCAACGUCGGUUGGGACUACAUCAGAGGCGUCGCCAGGAGCGUCAAGUUUGACAUUGAGGAUUUUGUCGCCGAGUAG
Molecule: messenger RNA, 1473 nt
Organism: Morchella importuna
Lineage: Eukaryota; Fungi; Ascomycota; Pezizomycetes; Pezizales; Morchellaceae
Exons: 7
Coding region: 1-1473 (490 amino acids)
Biological process (GO): DNA replication initiation; DNA replication
Cellular component (GO): nuclear origin of replication recognition complex; nucleus
Molecular function (GO): DNA replication origin binding
Source: RefSeq, a predicted model, not a curated record